Molecule: messenger RNA, 537 nt
Organism: Penicillium taxi
Lineage: Eukaryota; Fungi; Ascomycota; Eurotiomycetes; Eurotiales; Aspergillaceae
Exons: 3
Coding region: 1-537 (178 amino acids)
Source: RefSeq, a predicted model, not a curated record
AUGGCAGACGGACUCAACCAAGCCCGCGCAGUUCGAGUGGCCGAGCUUAUGAACGACUACCGAACCCUCCUGCUACACAUCUCCCAGCAGAGUGCCACUGCGUCCGCAGAUGAAUAUAAUGAGGAAGGCUUCGUCUUGCUACGCGAAUGCCAUGCUUCUGCUCAGCGUCUCGCAUCUACCAACUACCGCAAUUGCCCGUUAACGGGGCAGCGUAAUGCCAGUACAGAAAAAACAGAACUACAAAGAGUUAUUGUCGAUAGCAGCGCUCGCCGGUUCCAGGCACAUAAGAUCUACUUGCGGGCAGCAGCAGCACAUCGAUGGGUGAUUUCCCGAGCAAACAUUCUCCGUAGCCAACGAGGAUCGCCUCGUAUUGAAAUUGCCUUGAAAGGCAUUGAUACGACACUUCAUCAGGAAUUGGCACGCAUCACAGAUCAGCAUGUCGUUGCUGACCUUCGAAAUGCUGACCUGCGGGCAGGUUAUUGGCUUGAUGAUGACCCUUCUUUGGAUGUGAUCCGUCAUUGGAUUCAGAGAUGGUGA